Molecule: messenger RNA, 2408 nt
Organism: Cololabis saira (Pacific saury)
Lineage: Eukaryota; Metazoa; Chordata; Actinopteri; Beloniformes; Belonidae
Product: microtubule-associated protein RP/EB family member 3-like
Exons: 9
Coding region: 188-1015 (275 amino acids)
Biological process (GO): regulation of microtubule polymerization or depolymerization; spindle assembly; protein localization to microtubule plus-end
Cellular component (GO): microtubule plus-end; cytoplasmic microtubule; microtubule organizing center
Molecular function (GO): microtubule plus-end binding
Source: RefSeq, a predicted model, not a curated record
CAUGUCCUGAUUCUGGAUCCUGUUGGAUGUAACUACCGACCUUUUGAGGUGAACUGUUUCAGAGCAUGUUAAACACCCUGGAUAAAGGGAUUAACUGAAGAAAAGAUUAGUGACCCAGUCUUUCUCUUGGGCGGUUAAACACAACCCAUUUCUUAACAGUCCACAACAUCACACACAACACAGGAGGAUGGCGGUGAAUGUUUACUCCACCUCUAUGAGCGCAGAGAACCUGAGUCGCCAUGACAUGCUGGCCUGGUGCAACGACUCCCUGCAGCUCACAUUUACAAAGAUCGAGCAGCUCUGUACAGGUUCUGCUUAUUGCCAGUUCAUGGACAUGCUGUUUCCAGGGUGCAUAUUGCUGAAGAAAGUCAAAUUUAAUGCUAAAUUGGAGCAUGAAUACAUUCACAAUUUCAAAGUCUUGCAGGCUUCCUUCAAGAGAAUGAAUGUGGACAAGAUCAUCCCCGUGGAGAGAUUGGUGAAAGGAAAGUUCCAGGACAACUUUGAAUUCCUCCAGUGGUUUAAGAAGUUUUUUGAUGCCAACUACGAUGGGAAGGAAUACGAUCCUCUACUGAUGAGGCAGGGCCAGGAAGGAACGCCAACACCACCUAACCAAGGUCAGCCCAUCCACCCUAGAACUACUACCAGACCCCCCCGGCCAGUCCCCAUGAGAACCUCGCCCACGGUACCAAAGAGCGUACCGCCCCCACAGAGGCAGGUCAACGUGCCGGUCCGCAGGAAUGUUCCAGUCGCCCGAAACGGAGGAGACAGCGAGCUCGUAGAGCUCAACCAGCAGAUUCUGGAUAUGAAGCUGACUAUAGACGGACUGGAGAAGGAGAGAGACUUCUACUUUGGAAAGCUGAGAGACAUUGAGCUGAUCUGCCAGGACAACGGCUGUGAAACCAGCACAGUCCUCAGCAAAAUCAUGGACGUUCUGUACGCGACAGAGGAUGGAUUUGCACCCCCAGAAGAGGAUGAAUUAGAAGAAGAAACACGAGGAGACCAGGAGGAGUUUUGAACUCUUUCUCUCCCCUUCAUCGUCCUCUCUCAUCUCUCAUUGUUUAAUCCGAAAAAACAUUCUUUUUAAAUUUUACCCUCCAGAAGUUCAUUUUUACAAUCUCCCUUGACAUGUCUCACUUUUUUUAUGGCUGUACAUAUCCAUGAAACUUUAUUGUACAGCCUCGCUUCGCAAAGUCUUACUUGUAAAAAGACAUUUAACCAAAAUCUGUCAGGACUACAGCGCAGCAGCCUGGCUUGGCUUAAUCACCUAAUUCUAACCUUUUAUCAGAGAGGACAGCUGCACUGCAAGACAAGCUCAGUCUACUAGACUGUCAGAAGUUUGAAAUAAACAGCAUUGAAGCUAAACUGCUAUGAACCUGUCUGUGUGAAGAGGCAGGUCACUUUCUCACGCUACACAUGUUCUGAUCGGUCACUGCACAGAUGCACAAACAUGAUUCAGGAUUCUCUAGAGAGUUUAUUUAAGAGCUAUGAAAUGCUUUACAAAAGGUGACCGGUUUUCACCAAGUUUCACAUGUCCGAAUUAGGAAAAGUGUGAAGCCCUUUGGGAGAGAGGCCUGCACGUGGAUAUAUUUUGAUCACAUUACAUGUGAUGGUACAUGUGAACAUUAGCACACAGACAUAUCGCAGACGUUGAACUGCUCACAUGUACAGUACAUGUUUAAAUGAAGUUAUUGUUUUAUAGAUAAAGCAUCACAGAUGAGUUCUUAUUCAUCGAGUUGUCCUAACAGACAGGGUUUAUCAAUGGAACAGCAGCUAUGUCAUGUUUUGAAAGCAUGUUUAGGCACGGUGUAUUUAUGUUUUAUUUAUUGAAGUUUUUCUUUUUUAAUCUGCUCUAUUCAGUUUCUGGGGGAAAAAAAAGGUUUGGAUUUGGGGAGAUUUAAGGUCUUGCACUAGUUGUAGCAAAACGACAUGAUACAAAAUGCCAACAUGCAGUUAUUGGCUCAUGCCAUCAAAGAUAUAGGAAGAUGCAAUUUUAUAUUUUGUAGAUUUAUUUUAAAAAUAGAUUUGUUUUUAUUUUUGUUUUUAUUGAAUUCCUCAUGGCCGAGCCAGAAAUAAAGGUGUAAAACUUGUUUAUCAGAUAAAUAUCAGGCUAUGAAUUCUACAAAUGAACAUACAAACAAAUAACAGUCCAUACACUACUAAACACUAACGUUUUGACUGUUAAUGGAGUUAAACAUUUUAGCUGCUAUCGUUGCUGUAUUUGAACUGACAUGUUACAUAACAUUAAGGCACCACUGUGGCUACUAAGGAAAUGAAUGGUUUAGGUGUCUGACCGAUCGGAGAGGAGGAAACAUCAGACCCUUUCUAACUGUUUGUUACCAUGGCAGCCAUGUGAAGAUGUUGCAUCAUUUAGAUAUACUGCUGGAAUGAAAUAAAGCUCUGAGAUUUCA